Messenger RNA from Liolophura sinensis, 2136 nucleotides. RefSeq lists its product as uncharacterized. Gene Ontology annotation, molecular function: zinc ion binding. NCBI's taxonomy places the organism in Eukaryota, Metazoa, Mollusca, Polyplacophora, Chitonida, Chitonidae. The record is from RefSeq and is a predicted model, not a curated record.
UCAAGGUAAAGUGAAUUAACAGGACAAACUGUUUAUAAUGAUUCACUGAAUGGUUGUGAGAAGGGUAUAGGACUUAAAAUAGUACUGUUUACACAAAAUACAACCAGCUAGCUUAGCCUCAACAACAACAACACAAUUUACAAUGUUCUAACCUUCGCAGUACUUUGGCGUUUGUAAGAUGGAAAGUCUCUCCCGAGAACUGCUUUGUAGUGUAAUACGCCUUACUUUAAUCCCGUAGAGACUUGUUUAUGUAUGCACAUGUUGUAAGCUUUUAAAACAUAAUAGGCCUAUCAGCUGUAAUUUAGUUUAUGGAUAGGUAGACUUAUUCAUUUAAAUGUGAAUGAAUACAUGUAUGAUUAUAUUCAUUUUUCAAUGAUAUUCUAAUUUUGUUUAAACAGUUCGCCUAGAGCCAUGAAUUGCAAGAGAAAGAAACAAACUGUGGCUGAAGAUAUCAGUGAUGCAAAAACCAGAAAGGAGGACACUCGCCUUUAUUGUUUAUGUAAACAAUUAGAUGAUCCUGAUAGAUCCAUGAUCCAGUGUGAUUUUUGUGACGAAUGGUUCCAUCCUGCCUGUGUUGAUCUGGAAGAGGGUGAAGUUAAUGAUGUUGGAAGAUGGUACUGCCCACCAUGUACAGAUGUUAUGGCACAAAAUCCAUCACUGUCGCGUAAAGGUUUUCUUGGGUUUCAAGGGAGAGUAGCACCGAAAGAGGGAUGGGGAGAAGAAUUUUUGUUGGAGGACAUCGAUGAGUCUGUCAUUCAAGUAGAAACCAAAAGACAUCGUGUUGAAGGCUGGAACCUGUUUCGAGAAGGUCGUGUUACUGGACUGAGCAGCAAUAAAAACGGAAAUUAUGUAUAUUUCCGUAGUCAGUGUCAGGCAUCCAUGAGACAGCUGUCCUAUAAUGUGUUUAUCUGUUUCAAGGGCAGUCGAAGGCUUAAGUGGUCAACCUGUUCGUGCCCUGCUGGAAUCGAUGGCCAGUGUAAGCAUCUUGUGGCAACUUUGUAUUGUUUGAUAGAUCUGUACAGACUAGGGAUAAACAAAAUCCCAGAUGCUAAGACAUGCACACAAAAACUUCAAAUGUGGCAUGUCCGAAAACCUGUGACAGACGAACCACUGCUUUUUUCUGACAUAAACUUUGUUAAGCAUGACCCAGAGAGACCAGUAAAAGGGGACCUUGGUUGUAGUGUGAAGCAACAUAAUCCUGUACCUGAGUUUGCAAGCACUGUGACACAGGUAAAAAUUCAGAAACUUGUUAACUUAUAUGAUUCCAAUUGUAUUAAGUUACCAGUCAUAGACACCAUCAGGACCAAUCAAUGUAUUCCAGUGUUGCCUAAACAGCAAAUGGAUGGAAGCCUUCAUUCUGAACUUUUUGAAUUAAUGAAUGGAACAGAAUAUAACUUUAGUGUGGAUGAUUACACAACUAAAUUGACUGCAUCAGAGAAACAACACUACAGUUCCAUUGUGGAAGUAAAUAUUGAAACAUCUAGAUGUAUUGAAAAGAAAACUCGAUUACAGAGUAAGAGUAAGUUUUGGUUUGACCAGCGCCAACAUAGAAUAACGGCAUCCAACUUUGGGACUUUCUGUAGACUAAAAUCAUGUACUAAUCCAAUAACAACUUUCAAUAGAAAGCAGAAGUUUUUCACGUGCAGAAGUGUCCGCCAUGGUGUAGAUUAUGAGUCAGCUGCAUUUGCCAAGUAUAGUGAAGUCCAACCCUGUGAAAGUUGCUCAGCAGGUUUAAUAAUAAAUCCCAAAAUACCAUAUUUAGGUGUUAGUCCUGAUAAAAUUGUGCUUACCAACAGUGAAUUGAAACUUGUAGAAGUUAAGUGCCCUUACAGUGUGUUUCAAAAGAAGGUCAAAAUUUGUCAACAAAUUAAGGAAAAUAAUUUCUACUUAAAAUAUGUUGACGGAGAGGUGAAACUGACUCAUGAUUAUUUUUAUCAAAUUCAAGGUCAGCUUAAUAUUACUGGUGUAAAUAUUUGUGAUAUGGUGGUGUUUGUGCCUCCAGAUGAUAUUGUUAUUGUUUCCAUUAAAAAAGACAAACACUUUUUUGAAAACAAAAUGCUCCCAAAGCUAUCUGAUAUUUAUUUCCAUCAUUUGUUGCCUAGCUUUGUUGAUCGCCUCCAAUACACUCAUUUUUAG